UUGGCCGAAGUAGAUCCUUUAGCGAAGAGAGCGGGGAAGUCGAGCCCUUUAGUCAAUCUUAUUAGACGCCUUAAAUGGCACUUUCUCUCCCUUAUUAUUAUCUUCUCCGAAGGGAAUUAUGAAAGUCAGAUUUUACAGCUAUAUGAGAUGAAAAAAGUGAGUGCUCGAAAGAGAUUGAGCAAGUCCAAGGAUCUCAUUCUCCAAAGCCCCAACCCGAAGGCCGAAUUCUAUGGUAGAGAGCUGACGCAUUACAACGCAAAGCGGCCUUUCCCGAAGAGCUCCUUCGGAGAGGAGGGAAUCGAUCUACUCCAGAUUGACUUCAACUUCAACAAGUUCUUACUCACGAAC
This is a messenger RNA of Striga asiatica, 348 nucleotides long. The record is from the annotation of a GenBank genome assembly. NCBI's taxonomy places the organism in Eukaryota, Viridiplantae, Streptophyta, Magnoliopsida, Lamiales, Orobanchaceae.